Galleria mellonella (greater wax moth) is the source of this 906-nucleotide messenger RNA. RefSeq lists its product as uncharacterized. Lineage: Eukaryota; Metazoa; Arthropoda; Insecta; Lepidoptera; Pyralidae. The transcript is spliced from 4 exons. The coding region runs from base 1 to 906 and encodes 301 amino acids. The record is from RefSeq and is a predicted model, not a curated record.
AUGGGCAAGAUCGCUAAUAGACGAUCUAGAACGCCGAACUGGUCCGCAGACGAGAAACAGUACUUACUCGAGUUAAUUAAGCAACGUAAAGAAGUAGUUGUUACAAAGAAUAAUAAUGGACCUAAUUAUUCCGAAGAAAAGGAUGUUGCAUGGAAUGAAAUUCUCAGAGAAUUAGCAUUGAGAUUUGGUAAUAAGUUCUCAGAGAGUUCGAUAAAGAAAGUGAAGACCCAGUGGCAGAAUAUGAAGAGGAUUGCCCGUGAAGAAAUCGCUCUUGUCGGACCAGCUACGGAGAAGUAUACCCGACAGUCCUUAGAGGUUUGCAGUAUCCUUGAUUUGGUACAAGACGGUGUUUUGAAGAAGGACGAGAGUUUGAACGAGGCGACACUAACCACUAAUGUCGUUAUUAAGGCCGAACGAAUUGACGAGGAAAUUAAUCAAUCCAGUUGCAGUGGGACAAACGUCUUCUCGAACGCAGAAAACCAACAAAAUCCGAUGACGAUUGAACUUGGCUUGCUUAGAUCGUCGUCUUCCGAGCGAAUAUCUGAAACUAACGAUUACGACUCUCACGAAGAAUGGACAGAUUCUAAUACGUCUACAAAAAAAAAUGCCUCCUGUAUGACAGAUGCUCCUUAUCCUGAGGGGGUAAUAAACAAUCCAUUCCAAAAAGAAAUUCAAGAAUAUCUCAGGUAUACAACAGUUGAGAAGCAAUUAAAAAUGGAGUCUUUAAAAGAAGAACGUUACGUAGUGAAGGCUAUGAGGGAGACAGCAGAACUGAACAAGAUAAUCGCGGAACAACGUUUAAAACACGUGUUAUGGAUGAAAAGACAAGAAAUGUCGAGUCCAGAAUCUGUAGUCUUUAUAAAUAAUAUGGAGGGCAGAGGCAAGGAGAACCAGCUCAACGUUUAG